Molecule: messenger RNA, 2484 nt
Organism: Physella acuta
Lineage: Eukaryota; Metazoa; Mollusca; Gastropoda; Physidae
Product: RING finger protein 24
Biological process (GO): ubiquitin-dependent protein catabolic process
Cellular component (GO): nucleus
Molecular function (GO): ubiquitin protein ligase activity
Source: RefSeq, a predicted model, not a curated record
UUGAGUUAAAUAUAAACUCAAAAUAAUAAUAUAAACAAUCGCCCUUCAGUCGGUCAGGCCACAUACCACGCACGCAUAGUGUUGUGUGUCGUGCCUUAACCAAAACAAACUAUCUCCCUUCAUUAUCAUUAGAGAUAUUUAAUUAAUUAAUUAAUUAAUUAGGUAAUUUAUAAAAUAAUGAGAUGAUUUCCUCUAUGAUGCUAUAGCAGUAGGUAAGUAUAAUUUUUAACUGUGUUUUGGGCACUUUUUCAAGUAUUGUUUAGUUACCUAAUUCUAAGUUCAUAAUUUCUGUGGACCCCUUGUGGAACAAAGGGACACAACCACAACACGUACAUUGUGCUCAGUUUUGGGUUAUUCCUGAAAAGUUAGGUUCAUAACAAUUAACAUUCCAGCUACUUGUGCUUCGCUGACUUUUCUGUUAUCAGGACAGUUGUCAGUGGACUAACUUCCCAAAGACUUUCACCAGCACACAUAAGCUCUACUAUUGAGGAAUUUUCAUUCCUUGUCAAACCCUCAUUGGUUUCAUGCUAUUGCCUUUUCUGUAGCAGGUUGUUGCUUUACUAGGUUGCUAGCCCUACAACCAACACUUCUUAUUUGAGCUUGGGACCAGUGUGCUGCCUUGGAAUGUUGGUAUAGGCAAAGCUAGUUAUCUAAAUUAUUAAUAUCAACUGCAUCUAAAGCUGUUAGUAUGCUGUUCUUUGAUACCUUAAAUGAUGCAGGCUAUUGAUGAAUUAGAUGGAGGUUGAACGUGUGCCAUUUAAUGUGUCUCUGCCUCUGCUGGGUGUAGGAGCAUUUACUUUGCUACUCAGCUUUUGUUUUUGCUGUUAUUUAUGGAGGUUAAAACGCAAUGCUAGACAAGAUGAACAAGGCUAUUUGACUAGAAAAUACACACCAAAACACAAGCAUCAACAGAAUGAUACUUGUCCAGUUUGUCUGGAAGAGUUCCUGGCAGGGGAGAAAAUUGCCUUGUGUCUGUGUAAGCAUGGCUUUCAUUCCAAGUGUUUAAUCCAAUGGCUGGAGUACAAGAACACAUGUCCAAUGUGUAAAGCACCUGUAACCAAAACAGCCAAUGAAAGAACAGGUUUAAUUCAUCCUUCAACAACUACAUCAGUGUGACAAGAUAGUAGUUCUCCAUGCUAAUGUUGUGCUACUUCAUUCAUUGGACUUUGCUGUAAUGUUUAGCAGCAUUUGAUUGAAUAAUUGUUGCUGUAAUCUUUACCAGCAUAUGAUUGAAAGAUUGUCACUAGACAGACAACACCAGGACAGCAAUGUUGCAUCAACCAGUAGGUCACUCAUGACAAACAUCUCAUUACAGUUACAAUUAAUUUAAUUAUAUGUUUUGCAUAGAAAAUAAAUCAACAGUUUAAAAUAAUGCAUUUACUCUACUUUGUGUAAAUAUUUAAUGCUUGUGAAAUAUUUACUUGUAUAAAGUAAAGAACAUAUUAAUUAUUAUGUGUCUAUUCUAAAAAACUGUAUUUGUGAUUGGAUGUUUGAAACAUCAAAGGACAGAAAAUUCUAUCCUUUUUUUAAAGUUUUUAUGAGUAACAAGUUCUUUUCAGAUGUUUAAGCCAGUCUAACUUUUUAUGACAUUCCAUGAGAUCUUAAAAUGGCUGUUUGUUAAAUGAACAGUUUUUUUUUUGUUUUGAUAGCAAAGAUCAUUAUUUUAAUUACAUAAUUUAAAUAAUACAUAAAAUUGAUAAAAAAACUCCAUUGGGAUUCUAACUAGCCUCAAAGUAUUUGAACAAUGCUGUAAUACUGAUACAGCAAGGGCUCUCAAAGAUGUAAAUCUUGUCUUGUUAUGUUGAAUUGAACUCUAGUGUUCCAAAAUGUGGCCAUUAUUGAACCAAUUACUCAAGAAAACUCUUGUACAUAGUUUAGAUAACGUAAUACAUAAAACUAUUUUACUAACUGAUAUAAAACUUUAAAUAUAUUGGGUGUGAUAAUGUACAGUAAAGUUUAAACCCAGGGUAAGGUUGUUUUAAAACUGUUUUUUUAAUUUUUUUGAAUUGAUGUAUGACUCAAAAAAUGUGUUAUACAUAGUGUCGGUUGUUUCUGUGCAAUAUAAAGUUUAUAAAAAAAUUACAUCACUUUUUUAAGAAAAUGGUUUAUUUGGACAUACAUUGUUAUUUUCUCCUAUAAUUUAUGUACAAGACUGGAGUCAUAUAUAACCACUUUAAAGCUACAGUCAUACAAUUGCUUUGUUGUAAUAUUUUUAAAAAAUGUAAUGUAACAGAAAAAAAACAUCCACUAUCAUAGAUGAGUAAACACACACUAAUAAAUUAGCCAAGUGUGGUUUUCUAAUUAAAUUAAACAGUAUCUGAUUAAAUUAUGUGCAUUUCAAAACAAAACAUUUUUAUGUAUAUGUUCAUGUAAAAUCACCUGUUAUUUGUAUAUUUUACUAAAUAAUUUCAUAAAUUAAAAAAUGUAAAGGGAUCCUUGCUUGUUGAAAUUACUGUAAUCUGUAACCAAAUAAAAUCAUAAUGU